AUAUGAACGCACAGACAGUUUAGGGUCCAGCUUGUUUCACACUUUCAGUUCCCAUUUGUCUGGUGAAGUCAGCGACGUUGCGUGUUUCACAGUGAAGCAAUAAGAUAAAGUUAACAUUCAUCACAAGCUUCAAGGACCAGGAUUCUCAUGCUGCCUUGUUUACAUGAUGGACGGCUAUGUUAUACCACCUGCAUCAGAGGAAAUCCUUCCAAAUGAACCAGAGAACUAUCGACCUCCUGCAGAGCUGUACCCGUACCUCACUAAUGUGGGGGAGAUUUAUGAAGGUGAGACGACUACCAUUGAAAAGAGCACAAAUCACUACACAACUGGGUGCCUCACCUUCUGUCACAUUUCAGACCACAGAUGGACCUUCCACUCGGAGCGUGUCCAGCCAACGGACUUUGAGAACUCUCCAGUGAAUCACCUCGUAGAGCUUCAGCCGGUGUCUCCACAACAACUGGUGCAGCCGUACCGCUUCAGCAGUGAGUCUCUGCCCCUCCACCUGGACCCUUCACUUGGACCUCUCUCUGUGUCACCACAAAUCCCGUAUUACACGCCAUCCUCGUGCUACCAGUACCAACCCUCUGCCUCGCCUGGACAUUACUACUCAGAGGAGGAACAAAGAGGAAUCAGUCCUCCAUUUGAGGUUUCAGAAGGGGAGGAUGAAUUUGAAGUCCACAGCCACUCCUCCUUCAGGAAAGACACUAGUCUCCUAUUUUCCAAUCAAGGCAACAAGAAGAAAAUCCGCCUGUACCAGUUCCUCCUGGACUUGCUAAGAAGGGGUGACAUGAGUGAAAGUAUCUGGUGGGUGGACCAGGAGAAGGGCAUCUUUCAGUUCUCCACAAAACACAAAGAAGUUCUGGCCAGCCACUGGGGUACCCAGAAAGGAAACCGCAAAAAAAUGACUUACCAAAAAAUGGCUCGAGCUCUGAGGAACUAUGGUAAAUCUGGAGAGAUUAAAAAAGUAAAGAAGAAGCUGACCUACCAGUUCAGUGAGGAAGUGCUGAGGAACUUCUAUUUACGUCAGUAUCCUCACUGAUGAGGGAAUAAAGGCUGUCAAAAUGCUGAAAUCACUUAACUAGCCUAGAUUGUGUUUUCCUGCAAUUUCACUUAGUAGUUUUUCUACAAAGUUUUCUUACCUAUUUAUUUGUGAUGCCAGUGUACAUCCUCUACGAUAUUUGUUUCCAUACAAACUCUUUCAUUUCAAACUCAAAUGGAUUUUUGUGAGUGAAUUCAUGUGUUUGUGUACUAGGAUUAAAGCAUAAUUAAACAUCAGGGAUGAAAAAAAAAUACCUACAUGAUCUUUUUGUCACAAAGGUGUGUAAAUAAAUAUUAUGUUCCAUUACUUUUUGUUGUAUUACUUGAAUAAACUAAAUCAGUCUUUAAA
Messenger RNA from Epinephelus lanceolatus (giant grouper), 1387 nucleotides. Lineage: Eukaryota; Metazoa; Chordata; Actinopteri; Perciformes; Serranidae. The record is from RefSeq and is a predicted model, not a curated record.